CACUAGUAGUAAUCUGCUUCAUAAAAUAUACCAAAAAUAGAAAGAAAAAAACAAUAAUAUAUAUUUUAGCUGCUGUGGCAUCCGUCCUAUAACCAUACAUAAAUAGAUGCUUUUGUUUUGUUUUGCUUGCUGUUGUUUAUCUAUGGGAUCAGUCGUAGGGCGUAGAAAACAGAGAGAGAAGAAGGCGAAACCAAAAGUAAAAAACCACCUCUCCUUUCUCUUCCCUCGCGUUUUUCUCAUAUCAAUGAAUGCUGUUCAUAUCUUGUUUAUACGUAUGUGUGUAUCUCUUGCCAGACUAGACUUCCAACCGCACCCUCCCUCCACACCCUCUUUUUAAUUAUUUCUUAGCAAUUUGUUAAUUAUCAUCCGAAGGAAGAGGAAGAAGAAAGGAGUGUAGUUUAUAUUCAUUAUUUUAUUAUUAUUUAUUCAUGAGAGGAAGAGGAAGAAGAAGAUUAUUAGUAUAUGAUAGAUAGAUAGAGAUGUGGUAUUGUAAUGGCUGUCCUCAUUUCUUCAAAGAUCGAUUUCACGCCUGGCUUCGCGAUUACGACUCUCUCCAAUAUUUAGCCCUCUUUCUCAUUUACCUUCAGAUUGGUUGCUCUUUGAUCGGAUCCCUUGGAGCUUUGUACAACGGAAUCUUGCUCCUUAAUUUGGCCAUCUCUUUGUUCGCUCUCGUCGCCAUUGAGAGCAGCAGUCAGCGCCUUUGCCGUACCUACGCUUUCCUCCUCUUCUCCUCUAUUCUCCUCGACAUUGCCUGGUUCAUCCUCUUCUCUCACCCCAUCUGGAACAUUUCCUCUGACAAGUAUGGAAUGUUCUUCGUCUUUUCAGUGAAACUCACUCUGGCAAUGCAAAUCGUUGGUUUUACAGUGAGGUUGCCAUCCUCAUUGUUAUGGAUUCAAAUCUACAGAUUGGGGGUUCCUUAUAUAGAUAGUACAGCUACUCGAGAAGCAGAUUUUGAUUUAAGUAGUAGUUUUUUCAGUCCAGCAACUCCUGCUACUCUAGGUAGAGAAUGCUCAGAUUCUGAUGUUGUUUCAGGUGGUUCCAUUUACGAUCCAGCUUAUUAUUCGUCUCUUUUCGAAGAUGGACAGUACAGCAGACGUCUCCGUCAGGAUAAAAACUCUGGAAUCUGUGACGAUGGAUCUACUUCUAGUGCCGAAGCUUCUCAGGUGAAGGUGACCACACGCAGAGCUUUUGAAGCUGUGUGGAUGUAGGUAUACGGAAAUUCGUCCUAGAUUAUGUUGACUUCCAGUAAAUUACCACCCUUAAGGACAGUGUUGUAAUUUUGGCAAGCAAUUUGAUGAGAUUUUUUUUUUUUUUUAUCGUUAUCAUUAUUCAUUAUUUGAGCUCUUGGAGUUAAUUUGCUGAUUUUACUUGUACAUUCAGCUAUCCCAAUGGACUUGUGGGGGUGAGGUUUUUUGUAUUUAGUAUUCCAAGCUCGUAAUUUACCUAUAGCAUAUGUCACAUCAUAAGAAACUUGUUUGGUCUUUUUAUCAGCAAGUUUUCCAUCUGUU
Molecule: messenger RNA, 1508 nt
Organism: Populus trichocarpa (black cottonwood)
Lineage: Eukaryota; Viridiplantae; Streptophyta; Magnoliopsida; Malpighiales; Salicaceae
Exons: 4
Coding region: 480-1208 (242 amino acids)
Source: RefSeq, a predicted model, not a curated record